UCGAAACAAUGGUGUUCAUUAAAAGAGUUGCAUAUUCGACAGAUGUCAUAAAACAGAUGUACGAUGCCUCUAGAUGGGAAAAGCUAAAAACUAUGUAUAGAAUAUAUUACGAAACCAACCCCACAUUUGCAGUGGUGGUACCUAUAGCAGUUACUAUGAUCCUAAGUGGCUAUGCAUUCAAUUUGUAUAUAAAAAAGCACAGGGGAGAGCCAAAGUUUCACGACUACCUGUGUAUUUACAGACCUGACGAUCCCAGAGUUAAAAAGAUUAGGACAGAUGAUGUCUUACUUGUCAGAAGAUUACCUAACUGGUGGGAGCGGGAUAUGCCAAUGUAAUUUUGCAUUGAAAUUAAAAGAUGUAGCAAAAAACAUAAUUACAAAUAAACGUAA
Molecule: messenger RNA, 389 nt
Organism: Habropoda laboriosa
Lineage: Eukaryota; Metazoa; Arthropoda; Insecta; Hymenoptera; Apidae
Exons: 3
Coding region: 9-335 (108 amino acids)
Source: RefSeq, a predicted model, not a curated record